AUGUCUGAAGAUUACGAAGAUGAAGAGGUCGAAUUCAAGUCGAAUACCGAAAUCACUAGCAAGAAAACCACGUGGGUGAUUGACAAGCUGCUCGGUGAAGGUGGCUUUGGGGCGGUUUAUAAGGUCAAGGAUAAGCAGAGUGGAAAGUUUUAUGCGAUGAAGGUGGAGAAGAAACAGGAGAAGAAACCGUCCAAGUUGAAGAUGGAGAUAGCAAUUCUGAAACUGGUUGCCAGUGAGAGAAAGAAUUCUCAUUUCACCGAGAUUGUGGACCGUGGAAAGAAAGAUAAGGAGGGAUACUUCUUCUUGGUUAUGGAGCUGGCUGGAUCCAGUUUGGCUGACUUGAAAAAGAAAAGAGCAAAAGCUUUCUCGGCUCCAACUGGUCUAAGUGUGUCCCAACAAUGUCUCGAAGCUUGUCAAGACCUUCACAAAUACGGAUUCAUUCAUCGCGACUUGAAACCAGCCAACUAUGCGUGUGGUGCCGAUAAGAAGGCGCAUACAAUCUACAUUCUCGAUUUCGGAAUUUCCCGAAAAAUCAUCAACGAUCGGAAGGAGCUGAAAACUCCACGUGUCACUUGCCGCUUCAAGGGAACUCUAAAAUUCGCAUCACUGGCGUGCCAUAAAAACCAGGAGUUGGGAUGGAAGGAUGAUUGUGAGAGUUGGUUCUACUUGUUGAUGGACUUGAUCCUUCCUGCUGGUCUCCCCUGGAAAGGAAUCAGUGAUAAGGGAACGGUUAGCAAGAUGAAGGAGGAAGUCAGAAGCAAGAAGGAGACAUAUUUGGGGAUCAAGUGUGGAGCGGAACUGGAGAAGAUUAUUCUGUACUUGGAUCAGCUACAGUAUCAGGACCACGUGGAUUAUCAGUACAUUUACAAGACUCUCGAUGAGGUUAGGCUUUCAGAAGUGAUCCUCAAUUGUUUAAAUUUGCAGGCUUGUUCAACUUGUGGUGGGAGAAUGGACGCACCGUACGACUGGGAAAAAGAAUAA
Messenger RNA from Caenorhabditis briggsae, 981 nucleotides. Gene Ontology annotation, biological process: peptidyl-serine phosphorylation; signal transduction. Gene Ontology annotation, cellular component: cytoplasm; nucleus. NCBI's taxonomy places the organism in Eukaryota, Metazoa, Nematoda, Chromadorea, Rhabditida, Rhabditidae. The transcript has 3 exons. The record is from RefSeq and is a predicted model, not a curated record. The coding region runs from base 1 to 981 and encodes 326 amino acids. Gene Ontology annotation, molecular function: protein serine/threonine kinase activity; ATP binding.